Trematomus bernacchii (emerald rockcod) is the source of this 1866-nucleotide messenger RNA. RefSeq names its product methylthioadenosine phosphorylase (gene mtap). Bases 112 to 954 code for a protein of 280 amino acids. Lineage: Eukaryota; Metazoa; Chordata; Actinopteri; Perciformes; Nototheniidae. The record is from RefSeq and is a predicted model, not a curated record. Gene Ontology annotation, molecular function: S-methyl-5-thioadenosine phosphorylase activity. Gene Ontology annotation, biological process: nucleoside metabolic process. The transcript is spliced from 8 exons. Gene Ontology annotation, cellular component: cytosol.
CGAACUGUCCCGUUGGUCUCUGACGGAUGUAGCGGUUUGUAUUCUGUAACAGUCUUCAUCCUCCCAAUUUCUUCAUAUAUAUUUACUUUAGCAGGCAAGAACAUUGUCGUCAUGGCUUCUACAGUGUCCAUAAAGAUUGGGAUAAUUGGUGGUUCGGGCCUUGAUGAUCCUGAUAUCCUGGAGGGAAGGACUGAGCGAUACGUUGACACACCUUACGGGAAGCCCUCUGAUGCUUUAAUACUGGGGAGGAUAAAGAAUGUGGAGUGUGUGCUCCUUGCAAGGCAUGGUAGACAACACACCAUAAUGCCGUCCAAUGUGAACUACCAGGCCAACAUCUGGGCUCUGAGAGAGGAGGGCUGCACUCAUCUGCUCGCCACCACGGCCUGCGGAUCGCUCCGGGAAGAGAUCCAGCCCGGAGACAUCGUCCUCAUCGAUCAGUUCAUCGACAGGACGACCAAGAGAGCUCAGACUCUGUAUGACGGGCAGCCGAGCAGCCCUCCAGGAGUUAGUCACAUCCCCAUGGCCGAGCCUUUCUGCACCCGAACCAGAGAGGUUCUGGUGGAGGUGGCCCGGAGCCUGGGGGUCAAAUGCCACGUUGGAGGGACCAUGCUGAGCAUCGAGGGGCCGCGCUUCUCCUCGCGGGCCGAGAGCCUGAUGUUUCGCCAGUGGGGCGCCGACGUCAUCAACAUGACCACGGUGCCCGAGGUCGUCCUGGCCAAGGAGGCGGGCUUGUGCUAUGCCAGCAUCGCCAUGGCAACAGACUACGACUGUUGGAAGGAGCAUGAGGAGGCGGUCUGUGUCGACAACGUCCUGAAGACGAUGAAGGAGAACGCCAACAAGGCCAGCAGCAUCCUGCUCACUGCCAUACCUCAGAUCAGUCAGAUGGACUGGGCUCACACUAUUAAGACUUUGAAAACAAUGGCACAGUCUUCAGUGAUGUUACCCAAACACUGAGCGUGCAGGAAACAGUGUAGUAGAAAAAGGAUCCCGGACCCCACCCACCCCUCCACCGACCACAGACUCAACUCUGCCUGCCGUUUGUCAUCAGUGAAUCACAAGAAAGUGCCUCACAUAAUUAUUGCAUGUGCUCUGUCUUCAGCUAGAGUUUUAUUGUUUUUCCUUGAAUCAAAAUACACUCAUGAAUCUCCAGUAAAACCCCCCCACCUCAUACUCAAUCACAGGCCACCCUUUUUCUCCGGAACAAGCAUCAGCAUCAGUGUCGUCACUCUGCGGUCAGUCCUACAUCAUGUUAAGGUACGAGAAACAUUUAAAACAAUCUCAAAAGAUCAACAAAGAUUUUAAGUCUUCUAAAGAUUAUUCUAGAUAUACAAUCUUUGUGGAUUUAUAUUUUUGGUGGUCCGUGAACAUACACAAAUAUUAACAAAAUUAUAUAUUUGCAUGUAAAUCGUUGGUGUCUUUAUUGCUAUUGUUUUAAUGCGUUGCAACUUUAGCACUUUGUUGCCUUGGUUACAACUCAUUUUAAAGUCUACUUUGAACCUAUUGUAGUCCAGUCCAAUAUUUCAAAACCCUGAAUACACUUUGAGCAAAACUUUGUCUUGUUACUAAUGCUAGGAAUAUAUAUUUUUUUAGGGGCACAUUUUAAUUUGUUAAUAUUUUGUUUGUUUACUUUAAUUUGUGUUUGCUCUAAAUGAAGCUUGUGAAUCAAAAACCUGCAGCAUCCAAUAUAAAUAUAGACAAAACAUUUAUAGAUAAGAUCUGCACUGUACAUGCAAACUGUUUUCCAGUUAUCAUAAAUAAACUGGGUUUAAAAACUCUCUUCAUUUUUUACACUGAGUGACUUUGACCUAUACUGUAGGAAUAAGCAUCUAAUGAAAUUGGCAAUUUUUGUUAAAGUUUACAAAUGUU